Molecule: messenger RNA, 1398 nt
Organism: Mus caroli (Ryukyu mouse)
Lineage: Eukaryota; Metazoa; Chordata; Mammalia; Rodentia; Muridae
Gene: Tgfbr3l
Product: transforming growth factor beta receptor 3 like
Biological process (GO): transforming growth factor beta receptor signaling pathway; regulation of transforming growth factor beta receptor signaling pathway; epithelial to mesenchymal transition
Molecular function (GO): transforming growth factor beta receptor activity; type II transforming growth factor beta receptor binding; transforming growth factor beta binding
Source: RefSeq, a predicted model, not a curated record
UUUCAUGGGAAACUAGCCGGGCCAGGAGCUGGGUGGGAGGUGUUUGGAGCGACCAAAGGCAUCAGGCAGCUUUGUGAGGGGCCCCCUUCUAGAAAUUUCAGUAAAUCAAGAAAGCCCUUAUCCAUGGCUGACCUUGAGCAUGUGCUCAGAUGUCAGCCCCUCCAUCCUCCACCCCCGCUCCCUGCUUCCCAGGGUGGCAGCCUCACCAAGGCCAGGGCUACCUGCCCACACCUAGAGGGCUGGGUACAGCCCAGCCAGGUGCCUGCUGCCGGUCUGGAGCACUCGAACCUGAACAGGCCGCCAUGGUGGGCACUGCGCUCCUGCUCCUGGCCCUGCUCCCUGGGACCUCCAGUAAGCACAGUACACCACGUGCACCUCUGUUACCUGGGGCGCCUGGCCCCUGGCUGCGCAGACCCCUUUUCAGUCUGGAGUUAUCAGAUGCAGAGGACGCGUUCCCUCGCCGCGCAGGGCCACUGGAGGUUCCGGCGGACAGCCAUGUGUUUGUGCAGGCGGCCCUGGCCCGUCCUUCACCGAGAUGGGGCCUAGCCCUUCACCGAUGCUCAGUAACACCUUCUUCACGCCCGACCCUGGGGCCUGCCCUGGUGCUUCUACGUGGGGGCUGCCCUGCCGACGACUCUGUCAGCUUCUCACCACCUCCACGCCCGGAUGCUGCUAGCGUCUCACGCUUCAGCUUCCGCCUGCGCCCGGUAUUCAAUGCCUCAGUACAGUUCUUGCACUGCCAGAUCAGCCGUUGCCGCCGUCGCAGCAGUCACCACCGCCGAGCUGUCCGCCUGACACCAGUGCCUUUGACCCCACCAGCACCAUUGCGGUGUCUGCCUCAGGAUGAGGCAUGUGCCGGCAGCAGCUUGAACCUUGGUACUGACAGCCCCCACCUGCACAUGCUGACACAGCCCAUCGUGGUCACAGUACCUCGUCCGCCCCCUAGGCCAUCCAAGAGUCUCCCAGGCAGGUCGGUACGCCCAGAGCCACCCGCUCCAGCCCCUGCAGCACUGGAGCCUGCACCGGUGGUGGCAUUGGUGUUGGCGGCCUUCGUGCUGGGUGCUGCCUUGGCCGCUGGGCUUGGUCUUGUCUGCGCACACUCAGGUACUGACUUCUCCGCCAGAACCCCACACCUAUUUCCACACGUUCAGACAGACAGUCUAGUAGUCUACCUGCCCCACCCCCAACCCCAUGAGCCCAUAUCCCUGAACCUGCCUCCAGGAUCUGGCCCUUAGGGCUGGUACACUUGUAGCAGCUCCCACUAGGGGGCGCGCUUAAACUGGUGCAGGGCACAGGCAACUCCUAUUCUAGCUAGCUUCUUCUUUCAGCACCCCCACCCCCAGGCCAGCCUCCUAGAGCUUCGCUCAGCGGCCCCCAGCUCCAGAGACCCCCAGUAGG